AUGAUCGUAACAUUUUCCAUCAGAAAGCAAGUAGAAUAUCUUCUUACCAAUGGAUCAUUCGAUGAUACACUUCUGAGGAGAAGUAUGGCCAGUUCUAUGAAAAAGAGUUCCUUUGAAGAGUAUCGUCCGGAAAUCGCGAUGAUGUCAGCAAUCAUGCUAACGACUAACAAGCCGAAUGAUUCGGAUUUUUCGAGUAUUUUUGAACGUCUCAAAAACAAAAUCGACGAUACAACUAAAAACCCUAUUCAUGUUUUAAUCAGAAAUGUGAAUUACAAAAAUGUUCUAAACAGCUCCAGUGUUCCCAAAGGCCGCUCAUCGACAAGUCUAAUCGAUCCUAUUACUCUCAACAGUAGAACAGGAAGAGAAGUGCAAGAGAUGUACAAUCAAGCUCUUCCAACAUUGUUGAUUUGCUGUGAAAGAGCGGACACCUGGCAAGCCGCCGUAUUAUUUCACUGGCUUCUCACCAGAAUGACGACAAUUCCAUCUUCGAUACUUCGAUACUGUUAUCGUGUUGUUUUAUGGCUAGCAAUUGCUUCCCCAGUUUUCAAUACUCAUCAUGAACCCAUCUACUCCUUCACCAAUUGGGUUACCAUUCAUUACACCGAUCAGUAUAUGAGAUAA
Caenorhabditis remanei is the source of this 621-nucleotide messenger RNA. RefSeq lists its product as uncharacterized. The record is from RefSeq and is a predicted model, not a curated record. NCBI's taxonomy places the organism in Eukaryota, Metazoa, Nematoda, Chromadorea, Rhabditida, Rhabditidae. The transcript is spliced from 4 exons. Bases 1 to 621 code for a protein of 206 amino acids.